Vanessa atalanta (red admiral) is the source of this 1409-nucleotide messenger RNA. It is a transcript of the gene RpL4, whose product is annotated as 60S ribosomal protein L4. The transcript is spliced from 10 exons. NCBI's taxonomy places the organism in Eukaryota, Metazoa, Arthropoda, Insecta, Lepidoptera, Nymphalidae. Gene Ontology annotation, biological process: translation. Gene Ontology annotation, molecular function: structural constituent of ribosome; RNA binding. The coding region runs from base 129 to 1385 and encodes 418 amino acids. The record is from RefSeq and is a predicted model, not a curated record. Gene Ontology annotation, cellular component: ribosome; cytosolic large ribosomal subunit.
CAACUGUCGUUUAAUAUUGUCAAAAAAACUGAUUCUUUCCGGUCUUUUAACUCCUCCGUGGCAUGGCGGAUGGUCUAUACCGCCGCUUAUAGUGUUUAUUUGGAGGAAAAACUUCGCUAAAAAGCGAAAUGAGUCUAUCAGUUGCCCGGCCGUUAGUGUCGGUGUACACAGAGAAGAGUGAGAAGGUGGCAGAUGCCUCCAUCCCACUGCCGUUCGUAUUCAAGGCACCCAUCAGGCCUGACUUGGUCAACGAUGUCCACGUGUCAAUGUCCAAGAAUGCAAGACAGCCAUACUGCGUCAGCAAGGAAGCCGGUCACCAAACCAGUGCCGAAUCAUGGGGUACCGGUCGUGCUGUAGCUCGUAUUCCCCGUGUCCGUGGUGGUGGUACCCACAGGUCCGGUCAGGGUGCGUUCGGUAACAUGUGUCGCGGUGGACGCAUGUUCGCUCCCACCAAGCCGUGGCGCCGCUGGCACCGGUUCGUGAACCUGCGCCAGCGCCGCGCAGCCGCCGCCGCCGCCGUGGCCGCCGCCGGAGUGCCAGCCCUCGUGCAGGCCAGAGGUCACAUUAUCGAGAAGGUUCCUGAACUACCUUUGGUAGUCUCCGACAAGGUCCAAGAGAUCAACAAGACAAAGCAAGCCGUCAUCUUCCUGCGACGCGUCAAGGCCUGGUCUGACGUACUUAAAGUAUACAAGUCCCAGCGCCUGCGUGCCGGUGUCGGUAAGAUGCGUAACAGACGUCGGCUGCAACGCAAGGGACCUCUCAUCAUCUACAACAAGGAUCAGGGUCUUACUCGCGCCUUCCGCAACAUCCCAGGUGUUGAGAUGCUCUCCGUCAACAAGUUGAACCUGCUCAAGUUGGCGCCAGGUGGUCACGUUGGUCGUUUCAUCAUUUGGACGCAGUCCGCCUUCGGCAGGCUCGAUUCCCUCUUCGGUUCAUGGAAGACACCAUCUAAAGAAAAGAAGAACUUUAACUUGCCUCAACCUAAGAUGGCGAACACUGAUCUGAGCCGUCUCCUCAAGUCCGAUGAGAUCAGGAAGGUCCUACGUGCACCUAACAAGCGUGUGGUUCGUGCUUCUCGCAAAUUGAACCCACUCACCAACUCGAGGGCCAUGCUCCGUCUUAACCCAUAUGCCGCUGUGCUCAAGAGGAAAGCAGUGCUCGAUCAGCAGAGGAAGAACAACCAGAAAGCUUUAUCCCUGGCUGAAAAGCGUGGAAUCAAACUGCCAGCCAGCGACCCCGCGGCGAAGGCGGCCAAGUUACGCCUCAACAGGGCUAAAUCUAUCAAACUCGCUAAUUCCAAGAAGCCCAAGAAGGCGCCGGCUAAGAAGACCGCGCCCCCACCCCCCAAGAAGAAGGCAGAGAAAAAGGCUGCGCCUAAAAAGUGAUUGACUAAUAAAGUUUAUAACUGA